Messenger RNA from Grammomys surdaster, 2944 nucleotides. RefSeq names its product UbiA prenyltransferase domain containing 1 (gene Ubiad1). Lineage: Eukaryota; Metazoa; Chordata; Mammalia; Rodentia; Muridae. The transcript is spliced from 2 exons. Gene Ontology annotation, molecular function: prenyltransferase activity. Gene Ontology annotation, cellular component: Golgi membrane; endoplasmic reticulum. Bases 274 to 1290 code for a protein of 338 amino acids. The record is from RefSeq and is a predicted model, not a curated record. Gene Ontology annotation, biological process: menaquinone biosynthetic process; vitamin K biosynthetic process.
GAGGUUGCGGGCUGAGGCCGGUUAUUGAGUUGUAGCACGGGGAAGGGAACCCCAGACAGGUCUCGUUCAGGUGACAGGUGGGCGGGCAGCCCCGCUGGCCCCGUAGCAGUGCAUGGCCUCCUCGUUGCUGUCUCUAGUAUUUACCGCCUCCCAAACCCUGUCCCGGGCGGAACCAAAGAGAGGUCAGGCCAGGCUGUCCCGCCAAUCUUCGUCCUGGGGCGGUUCCCGUGAGUGGCUCACUUUUAGAAUUGACGUUAGCCACGUGUAGCUUCCAUGGCUGCGGUACAGGUCCCGGGGGAGAAAAUUAAUAUCCAGGCAGGAGAGACGAUCAAGGUCGGGGACAGGGACCUGCAGAGGAACGACUGGCCCGAGCAGGACAGGCUUCCAGAACGAUCCUGGAGACAGAACUGCGCCUCCUACGUGUUGGCCCUGAGGCCCUGGAGCUUCAGUGCCUCACUCACACCUGUGGCCCUAGGCAGUGCCUUGGCCUACAGAUCCCAGGGCGCCCUGGAUCCCAGGCUGUUGUUGGGUUGUGCAGUGGCUGUCCUGGCUGUGCACGGGGCUGGCAAUUUGGUCAACACUUACUAUGACUUUUCCAAGGGCAUUGACCACAAAAAGAGUGAUGACAGAACUCUGGUGGACAGGAUUUUGGAGCCCCAGGAUGUUGUUCGAUUUGGAGUCUUCCUCUACACCUUGGGCUGCGUCUGUGCUGCUUGCCUCUACUACCUGUCCACUCUGAAACUGGAGCACUUAGCACUCAUCUAUUUUGGAGGCCUGUCUGGCUCCUUUCUCUACACAGGAGGAAUUGGAUUCAAGUAUGUGGCACUGGGAGACCUCGUCAUCCUCAUCACUUUCGGCCCGCUGGCUGUGAUGUUUGCCUACGCUGUCCAGGUGGGAUCCUUGGCCAUCUUCCCUCUAGUCUACGCCAUCCCUCUGGCCCUCAGCACGGAGGCCAUUCUCCAUUCCAACAACACCAGGGACAUGGAAUCUGACCGGGAGGCUGGCAUUGUCACACUGGCCAUCCUCAUUGGGCCCACCUUCUCCUAUGUCCUCUACAACACGCUGCUCUUUCUGCCCUACCUAAUCUUCACCAUCCUGGCCACGCACUGCAGCAUCAGCCUGGCGCUGCCCCUCCUCACCAUCCCCAUGGCCUUCUCCCUCGAGAGGCAGUUCCGCAGCCAGGCAUUCAACAAGCUGCCCCAGAGGACUGCCAAGCUCAACCUCCUGCUGGGGCUUUUCUAUGUCUUUGGCAUCAUCCUAGCACCAGCAGGCAGCCUGCCCAGACUCUGAGGAGACCAGCAGUUCCCACCACAGCACAGAGACUGAGGAGUGCCACUGGCCUGGCGGGUGCACAGCACAGGCUGCGAACUCCAGCCCUUGUGUGUUGGGAUUAUCUUUCUAAAGAUAAUCUGCUUGUGCUUUGUGUCCCAUGUUACGGGGAACCCUGAAACCACUCUAGCGUGUGAGGAGGAAUUGGACACGCCGUCCUGUGUUAUUUAUGAUCUCCACUAGAGGGUGUUGUCAGGCCACUUUAGGAAGGAAGGUCCUUUUCCCCCCUUGUUCUAGACAGAAUGAAUGCCCUGACAAUUUGUGAAGGAGCCACAGUGACUAGGCAUGGUCCUGCCCUGUUACCUGGCACGUAGGAAAUGGUACUAAUUGGUGCCAGGUCCCAUUUGCACAGAGCACCUGUCCCCGGGAUGUGCUGCCUGCUAGCGAAGGGCCCUCAGCAGCAGCAUGUGCACCUGCUUUUGUGUGCUUGGUGGUUCAGAUGUUUCUGUCCUUCAUGUCUCCUUUCACUCUCGUCACUGUGGAGGGAAGUGUCAGAUCACCCUGCAGCAAGACAGUUAAGCCUGGGGCGGCUGAGAAAAGCACUCCGCUUUCAGUAAAACAUGGCAUGGCCGGGGGUGGGGGUGGGGAGUGAGGGCGCUGCUUCCCUCUGUAGACUCCACUAGGAUGGCAGUAAUUGUUGGGACCUGAAGUGGUAGUGGGAUGGGCAUUUAGAGCCCACAGGGCGUGUCUCCUCCCAGCUGCCUCCCCUGGUAUUCCUCUUGCCUAUCCAAGCAUUUCUGUCCCUCCAUCUGUUUCCCAGUGUCCAGACUGGGCAACAGUAACACAUGAGUCAGGGACACUUACCCCCAUCCACAGAGCCACAAGAUGGGCAAAGCAGGGGGCCUCCUGAAUGUACGAGCCAGUGGACGACAGUCCUGCCUCCACUCAGCCAGAACUAGAGGCCAUGCCAGUGAAAGAACUAUGAACAUGGUCCUUCAACUCUCUGUGCUCUGUUGCCUUGUUCAGAGUAUGGCUUCAGCGAGGUUGCAUCCAAAGGACCAAAGGUGUCUCACUCUCUUCUGUAUACUCGCUGAGUAUAACAUCUUGCAUGGAGCUACCAUACCAUCUCCAGUGUGCUUUACUCUGAUCAGCUGUACUAGAGGAUGCUGAGGCUCUCAGCCUGCAGAAAACCACCUUGAGUCAACACUGGGUCACUUCUUUGGGGAAACAUAUUUAAACAUUGCCCAGAGUUCCUCUAUAGUCAGAGUGGUUUGUCUACCAGAGAGCUGGGGUCCCUGGGCUUGGAUCAGGGUGAGAAACCUAGGGAAGGAGUGUUCUUUCCUGUUCUCCCCAGCAUGCUGGGUUUGUGGCAUCUGGUGCUUUUGAGUGUCCUGCCUAUGACCCCUGCUUGGGGCUGACCAUUGUCACCCAGAGCCUGGAGGACCAAUGAUUCUCACUGUCCAUAAGCCAGGCCUGACACGUGGCUGCCCUCAUCAGAACUGUGUCAGCUGCUACACCAAGCUCUGGUGCAGAUUUUAAAUGCCUAUUUUUAUAUCCCCAGACGCCAUAUUUGGUGCCACAUUUUGUAUGCAGACCACCAUAAUUUGUAUUAUGUCUCCUGAUUCAAUGAAGGUUUCCUGUAGAUUUGUUAAUUAAAAUUAAAAGAGAAAACCUA